Molecule: messenger RNA, 3379 nt
Organism: Mauremys mutica (yellowpond turtle)
Lineage: Eukaryota; Metazoa; Chordata; Testudines; Geoemydidae
Gene: SESN1
Product: sestrin 1
Exons: 10
Coding region: 621-2276 (551 amino acids)
Biological process (GO): negative regulation of TORC1 signaling; positive regulation of macroautophagy; regulation of response to reactive oxygen species
Cellular component (GO): nucleus
Molecular function (GO): oxidoreductase activity, acting on peroxide as acceptor; L-leucine binding
Source: RefSeq, a predicted model, not a curated record
AAGGGGGCGGGGUCCGCGUAGAUCGCUCCGGCUGCCGCCGAGGAGGAGCUGGCCCGAGCGCCCAGCCAUUCCCGGCACAGGACUGCGGCGCUGCCCGCACCCUGCCCUGAGGGCGGGAGCCGCCCCCACCCUGGGGCUGAACCGCCGGAGCCGGGACGUGUCCUCUGGGCCCUGGGUGGUAGCAGCGCCCCCCAACCCCGGCUUCUCCCUAUGGGGAGCUCCCUGGCUCUGCAGCAGCGGGGGCCGAGCCCUGCGCGCUGAUUGGAAACCUCCCUCGUCCCUGCCUGGACCUUCGCUGCCCGGGACGCAGGGGGCUGCCCAGGCUCCAGCAAGAGCAAAGCUCCGCAGCCCUCCUCACCUGCCGGCUCCCGCCCCGCUCUGCCAUGGUGUGGGGCGGCCGGGCCCCCUGCGCCGAGAGCAGCAUCUGCCCGGGGAGGCGAGACGCGUGGCGGCGCUAAGGGCGAGAACUGACAACGCGGGGAACAUCCGCAGCCUGGUGGUGACAUCCAUGGGCUGGGCCCGCACUUUAUUUUUCCUCGCGAACUGUUGUUGUUACUUCUACACGAGGCGAAGCCGGUGAAGGUUUGGGCGGCCUGGAGCCGAUCAGAGAGCGAGGGAGGAUGGAGGAGGGAGAGGUGAGGUGGGAUGGGCUGUGCAGCAGGGAUGCCAGCACCAGAGACGCUGCCUUGGAAAACAUCCGGCAAGCUGUUUUGAGGAGAACAGCACAAAUUUCUCCUAUAAAGGAGGAUCCUCCUCCUGAGUCAUCGGAAGGACGCUUGGCUUCUGCUACAGCUCUGGAAAGUUUGAAUGAGAUGCUGGCUCGCCUGCUCAUGCUUUCCAAGAGAUGCCCCUUUAGAGACGUGAGAGAGAAGAGUGCGUCUAUCCUAAGCAAUGUUCAGGAACUUGGAAUUAGAAUUCCUAGACCACUGGGACAUGGACCAAGCAGAUUCAUCCCAGAGAAGGAGAUUCUUCAAGUGGGAAAUGAAGAUGCCCAGAUGCAUACAUUGUUUGCAGAUUCUUUUGCUACUUUGGGCCGUUUGGACAACAUCACCUUAGUGAUGGUUUUCCACCCGCAGUAUCUAGGAAGCUUUCUGAAAACUCAGCACUAUCUACUGCAGAUGGAUGGCCCAUUGCCUCUUCAUUACCGACACUACAUAGGGAUAAUGGCUGCAGCAAGACAUCAGUGCUCCUAUCUAGUUAACCUCCAUGUUAAUGACUUCCUUCAUGUUGGAGGAGACCCCAAAUGGCUGAAUGGCCUAGAGAAUGCACCUCACAAACUGCAAAAUUUAGGAGAAUUGAAUAAAAUAUUGGCUCAUCGGCCCUGGCUUAUCACCAAAGAGCAUAUUGAGCAACUUCUGAAGACAGAAGAGCAUAGCUGGUCCCUGGCAGAGCUGAUCCACGCAGUUGUUCUCCUUACACACUACCAUUCACUUGCGUCUUUCACAUUUGGCUGUGGAAUCAGCCCAGAAAUUCAUUGUGAGGGUGGCCACACCUUCAAGCUCCCCUCUGUCAGUAACUAUUGCAUCUGUGAUAUUACAAAUGGAAACCAUGGAGUGGAUGAAACUCAUGACAGCCCAGCUGGAAGCAUUUCAACUACAGAAUCUUUCUGUGAAGUUGAAGCACUUAUGGAGAAAAUGAAGAAGCUACAAGAGUGCAGAGAUGAAGAGGAAGCCAGCCAAGAGGAGAUGGCCACACGUUUUGAGAGAGAGAAGAGAGAAAGCAUGUUUGUGUGUUGUUCAGAGGAUGAGGAAUCAGCGCCGACAAGAGAUGUAUCUCGCCACUUUGAGGAUACAAGCUAUGGGUAUAAAGACUUCUCCAGACGUGGAAUGCAUGUGCCUACAUUCCGUGUUCAGGACUAUUCCUGGGAGGACCAUGGCUAUUCCUUGGUUAAUCGUCUUUACCCAGAUGUGGGGCAGCUGAUUGAUGAGAAGUUUCAUAUUGCUUAUGAUCUGACGUACAAUACAAUGGCCAUGCACAAAGAUGUGGAUACCUCCAUGCUUAGACGUGCAAUUUGGAAUUAUAUCCACUGUAUGUUUGGAAUAAGAUACGAUGAUUAUGACUAUGGUGAAAUUAAUCAGUUGUUGGAUCGCAGUUUUAAAGUUUACAUCAAAACUGUGGUUUGCACUCCUGAAAAAACCACAAAAAGAAUGUAUGAUAGCUUCUGGAGGCAGUUCAAACACUCUGAGAAGGUUCAUGUUAAUUUGCUUCUUAUAGAAGCUCGGAUGCAAGCUGAACUACUUUAUGCUCUGAGAGCUAUUACUCAUUAUAUGACCUGAUACCUUUGACUGACUAACAACGAUGGAAUGUUCAGCCGAUACAGCCUAUAGCGUGAACCUAUUAAGCACCAGGACCAAUGGUCACUAGAAAUUAAGAGACUUUGCCGUAACUUCUUUAGUUUCAGCUAUUUCAUUGUUGGAAUAUCGCUGUUGCCACUGAGCAGUGACUGCGUGGCAGUUGAAAGGAUAGAGUUGUGUCAAAGUGCUGCCUGUUCACAGUAUUGGGCUUUAGACAGCAUAGGAAACCAUGACUUGUGGCAAUACAGCAGAUGGUAAAUACAUAAAUCUUGUAUUAGGUUAAAUACAAUGGGAGCUGGAGCAUAAGAAGCAAAAAAAAAAAAAAAAGUGCACCUUGAUGACUCCUGCUUUUGAUACAUAAGAAUAAUUUUAGAAAACCCAGAUGCUGCUAUUUGUGCUGGUGGAAUGAACUGAGACUGGCUGUUCCAGUUAAGCUGUAAGUGAAAAUGAGCACUGUUAUAUUCUGAGCCUACAUUGUGUGUGGUUUUAAAGAAAACAUGCCCCCUUGUUUAGCAUCUUCUUAAAGGUCAGAAUUAAUCUUCCUCAGGCCAUACUGACAAUUUAGAAGGUAACAGAGAUUUCUCUUACUGUAGUAUCGCCUUAAAGAAAAACAUGUUGUAGGACAAUGUGUUCAGAAUUCUUUGGUGAAAUCCAAAGCGCAAUGGUCUUCCUGUAGGGAGGGGAUGGGGAAAUUCAGUCCUGAAAGCUAGUUAGAUAAGUGUAGAACUACAUGAAUUGCCCCUUAAUCUGCUCUCCAAGGAUCAACAAUUUCUGUCACUAAUGCCCAUUCCUUUGUUGUCCUGCAUUUUUUUGUUUCUAGGAGCUAGCUAAGGUGUGGGAAUGUUACACUGACUGUUUGGCAGUCCAGAGUAUCAUAAGCCCAGUGCUUAAUGAUCUUAAUGAUUUUGCAGCUGCUUAAGUAACUAAGCUGAAAAACAUCUAUUUUUUAGUAAAUAAAAACAUUAAAAUGAUGAUGUUCAAUAUACAGUUGGUUUCAGAGAAUACAUGAAACACUUAUAUGGGUGUGAAUUGCUUUUGAAAUCUGUCAGUAUUACUGGUAUUUUUAAAUAAAGGGUAGCAACUUU